CUUUGUUUUUGCGUUCAUCAAAGUAGAGAGGUGGAAGAUAAUGCUCACUACAUACCUGCACUAUUUGAAAUAGAACAUGUACAGGAAGGGCCGAAGGCAGUUCACCGACUGAUAACGCACUUUCGACCCACAGUCACGCCAGCGGUGCGGGCAGUCUUAUAACUAUUCCCCGCCCUACACUCCCACCACAAUCAAGGGGGUCGAAUUCUCCACCAUUUGUGAAACCGCAUCAUGACAUCCAAGGGCAGUCACCUGCGCUAUCCCGGCCCAGGAAUCCACGAGCCAGCUCGUGCACCACGUCGCCGAUUCCUGAGACGCUGGCGACGAUCCAUUGGAGGUGUUGCGUUGGUCGCAACUCUGCUGCUGGUCUCCGUCAGGUCCCCUGCAGAUCUACUCACUCCGACCACCUCUGCAGCGACCAAACGAGAAUUCUACGAAGGACUGCAGCAAUGCCACGAUGUGCAUGAUCGAGGCCUGCGAGAGCCUGUCGCAUCAGCAAGCAGGGCCAAUCCCCGCUGGAACCCCGUCGCAGGCCAAGAAGAAGCCAUCGUCAUCCAGAAUGCGACGCUCUUCGACGGGGAAUCCACCCUCGACGACCGGGUGGAUAUCAUCUUCGACGCCGGAGUGAUCCGCUCGGUGCUCCCGACUUGGCAACACACCCCUUUGCCAGCCAACGCCCAGGUCAUCGACGUGCACGGCUCAUUCGUCACCCCGGGCCUGGUAGACAUGCACUCGCAUCACUUGCUGCUCUCCUUCCCGCAGCUCCCGGCCACCAAGGACGUCAACGAGAGCCCGCUCCUGGGCCCGCUGACCUCCUUCGUGCGUGCCGUGGAUGGGUUCAACCCGGACGACCCAGCCAUCAAGAUCAUCGCUUCGGGGGGCGUGACCUCGUCGCUGAUCCCCCCGGGAUCGGCAAAUGUUAUCGGCGGCGAAGCCUAUCUGGUCAAGAAUCUUCUCCGACCCGGCCCAGACGGCGAGCCGGUCAUCGAAGAGUUGCUCCUCGACCAUGGUAUUCCCGAGGCGCAGCGCCAGCGGUAUCUCAAGAUGGCGUGCGGGGAGAACCCCCGACGGUUCUACGGACACACCCGCCUCGGUCUCGCCUGGUUGCUGCGCGAAGAAUUCAACAAAGCACGAGAGCUGCACUACCGCCAGACCGAAUGGUGCCAGGCGGCUUUCCAGAUCGAGGAGAGCAGGGUGGGGCAGAGUCAGCAGAUUGCUAGUUUUAUCGACCGACAGGGCAAGCGACCGGAAGAAUUCAAGCUCGACACGCUGGUGGCGUUGCUGCGCGGAGAGCUCAAUCUGAACGUGCACUGCUAUACGCCCGACGAUCUGGAGCGCAUGCUUGCCGUGCUGCACGAGUUUGGAGUGCAUCCUCGGGCGUUCCAUCACGCAUUGUCGGCGUGGCAGGUGCCGGAAUUCCUCAAACAUCUCGAAGAAAACAUCACCAUUGCCACGUUCGCCGACAACGGGCUGUACAAGGCCGAGGCCUACGAGUCGAAUCUGCGAGGGCCCAAGAUUCUGGACGAGCACGGUCUCCGCGUGGCCCUGAAAUCGGAUCACACAGGAGAAGGCAAUUACGCGAAGUACCUCCUCGACCAGGCAGCAAUCGCCCACUCGUUCGGCCUAUCCGAGGAAAAGGCCCUGCAAUCAGUGACCUCGAUCCCGGCUCGCUCCAUCCAGCAAGACCACCGCAUCGGCUACGCUCGCCCUGGCUACGACGCCGAUCUCGUGGUCUGGGAUGACCAUCCGCUGCAAGUGGGCGCCACUCCAGUCGAGGUGUUCAUCGACGGUCGCGCCGUGCUCGAAUCGCCCACCUUACUAUCAAUCCAAGACAACGAGGUCGCGGCACAAGCCGCACCAGCCGUGCGAUCCUCCGUCGCCACAGCCGAGCGGGACCGCGUAUGCGCACCCGUGCGCGAUCAAGCGUCCCACGCGAACAUCCUCUUCACCGGCAUCCAGCACGUCCUCCUCAACUCGACCACAAAUCCCCACACAGAAGCAGCGCACGACAGAGUCCUCCUGCUCACAAACGGCCAGAUCACCUGCCUCGAUACCAAGUCAACCUGUCUCGCGCAGACCACCAGUGAAUCCCUCACGCAGAUCGAUCUCCAGAACGGAUACAUCACGCCCGGCCUCGUCGCCUUCGGCAACAAGUUGGGCAUCGAGGACAUUGCCUCCGAGCCCUCCACCGGCGCCGGCAAGGACGUCAAGGGCGCGGCCGACCCGCUGAACGAGCAGAAGAGCGUGCAUUUCGCCAAGUACGGCGUGCAUCUGGGCGGCCGCGCCUUCGGCCGGGCGCAGAUCGGCGGCGUGACCAAGGCCGUGACCCCGCCGCUGAGCGCGGGCAUCAUACAAGGGGUAAGUGUGGGGCUCCGGACCCACGAGCAGGCGACGAUCCUGGACGGGGGGAUCUGGAAGGACGACGUGGCGCUGCACUUCACGGUGGGCCAGUCGGCGAGAAACGACAACACCCCCACCGUCCUGUCGGGGAUCGAACGGCUGCGGCAGGUGUUGGAGCAGGGAGGCAGCGACAGCUCGGGGGUUUACGCGCGAGCGGCGAACGGGUCUCUUCCGGUGGUUGUGCAUGCUUUCCACCAGG
Molecule: messenger RNA, 2599 nt
Organism: Aspergillus brunneoviolaceus CBS 621.78
Lineage: Eukaryota; Fungi; Ascomycota; Eurotiomycetes; Eurotiales; Aspergillaceae
Exons: 5
Molecular function (GO): hydrolase activity, acting on carbon-nitrogen (but not peptide) bonds
Source: RefSeq, a predicted model, not a curated record